AUGGCGGCACCAUUGAAGGUACUAAAACCCAAAACGGUCUUCGAUAACCGCCCUGAUGAGAUUCGAAAGCCGAUCAAGCUCAUCCUACUCGGCGAUAGCGCAGUGGGCAAGUCAAAGCUAGUGGAGCGCUUCCUGAUGCAGCGGUAUAUCCCAAUGCAGAUGUCUACCUACGCCCUCACGCUGUACCGCUACGACUUUGUAACCGACGAGGACGAGGAGGUGGACGUGGAUGUCUGGGACACUGCCGGGCAGGAGCGUUUCGCCACGGUGCAUCCGAGCUACUACCACGACGCACACGCGUGCAUCCUCGUUUUUGACUGCACACGCAAGGCGACAUACAAAAACUUAGAAAAGUGGCUCUCCGAGAUGCGCAUCUACCGUGAGCACAUUCCGUGUAUUGUUGCGUGCAACAAGAUUGAUACCGACCCAUCAGUUACUACAAAAAGUUUCGCCUUUGCUGAGAAGCAUAAAUUCCCGCUGUACUAUGUGUCCGCCGCCGAUGGCUCCAAUGUUGUUCAGCUCUUUGAAACUGCCAUCUCCACGGCCGCUGCAUACAAGAAGAAUCCCGCCAAGGAGGACUUCAUGACACAAGUAAUCGGUAUGCUGAAGGAGGACAGGAUAGCCGCGGAUGCCGCAGCAGUGCCAUCGUCGAGCUCGUGA
Leishmania braziliensis MHOM/BR/75/M2904 is the source of this 660-nucleotide messenger RNA. RefSeq names its product putative rab11B GTPase. Gene Ontology annotation, molecular function: GTPase activity; GTP binding. Gene Ontology annotation, cellular component: Golgi apparatus; endosome. The transcript has a single exon. The record is from RefSeq and is a predicted model, not a curated record. Lineage: Eukaryota; Euglenozoa; Kinetoplastea; Trypanosomatida; Trypanosomatidae. The coding region runs from base 1 to 660 and encodes 219 amino acids.